This is a messenger RNA of Naegleria lovaniensis, 1149 nucleotides long. RefSeq lists its product as uncharacterized. The transcript is spliced from 3 exons. Gene Ontology annotation, molecular function: protein kinase activity; ATP binding. The coding region runs from base 1 to 1149 and encodes 382 amino acids. Lineage: Eukaryota; Heterolobosea; Eutetramitea; Acrasida; Naegleriidae. The record is from RefSeq and is a predicted model, not a curated record. Gene Ontology annotation, biological process: protein phosphorylation.
AUGACCGAAUUAACAGACUUUGAAAUUGUUGAGCAGCUUGGAUCGGGAAGCUUUGGUAAGGUGAUGAAAGUUCGAUCGAAGAAGGAUCAACAGUUAUACGUGUGGAAGGAAAUUGAUUAUUCCAAAAUGAGCGAAAAGGAAAAACAACUCAUCGUAUCUGAAGUAAAUAUUUUACGAGGAUUGGAUCAUCCCCAUAUCGUCAAGUAUCAUAAUCGAGUGCUUGAUAGGGCUAGGAAAAAAUUGUACAUUGUCAUGGAAUGUUGUGAAGGUGGUGAUUUGUCUCAAUUCAUUGCAUCUUUGAAAAAGAGGAAGGAAUACAUUGAUGAAGCCACCGUUCUCAAAAUAUUCUCUGAAAUUUGUUCUGCCUUAAAAGAAUGUCAUUUGAGAAAGGGAGGAAAGAUUAUCCAUCGAGAUUUGUUGGGUGAUUUUGGCUUGGCAAGAAUGCUUUCUGAUAAUACCAAGUUGGCACACACAAAAUUAGGCACUCCUUAUUACAUGAGUCCAGAAUUGCUUUCUGAACAUGUUUCUGACCAGGGUUAUAAUGAAAGUUGUGACAUUUGGUCAUUGGGUUGCAUGCUCUAUGAAUUGUGUGCUCUAGAACCUCCAUUCAAGGCUCCAAAUGGAGUGUUGUUAGAAAAGAAGAUUCUAGCAGGAAAGUAUGAUCCAAUUCCUUCUCAAUACAGUCGAGAAUUAUCAGAAUUAAUUGCAAGCAUGCUUCGUAUCAAUGUAAGUUGUCUCGUUUUCAUGAUUUCAAAAUUCAAUCCAAAACAAAUUGAUCUUCUUAACAACCAACCGUUGCAUCGUAUUCCAAAGCCCGAAAAAAGAAUUUCCAUUGCAGAAAUUUGUGACUCAACCAUCAUGAAGUAUCCACUCAUGGAAGCUCAUCUUCAACAAAUGUACAAAAUUCUAAAGGAUAAAGAGAAGGCUCUUGAAAAGAGAGAACUAUUUGUAAGGAAGAAGGAAGAAAAGCUUGAGGAAAUGGAAAAGCAAUUGGAAAAAGAGAAGAGAGAACUUGAAAAACUCAAGAAAGGAAAUAUUGUAAUUACCAAUUCAAAAGCACCUAUAUCACCAGUUGAGGGGGCUCUUGUAGUGUCUCCUCUUUCUAUGGAGGUCAAUAAGGAAAAUAUUUUCCAAACAUUCAAAGUAUAA